AGCACGCGCAGAGGCGUUUCUUGUUCGGCAAAAGCACAUUUUUUAGCCAUUAAAAGCCAGUUUAUCUCCCAAUUUACCGGCUACAUUCCUAAAUUUAUUAUCAAACAUGAACAAUAUUUUAAAAGUGGCACAAAGACUGAAUGGCGUCAGAUCGUUGUUGAAUCCAAUGAAAAAUGGGAUAACCUCUUCAAUAAACCAGCAAAGACAAAUUGCCCGAUCUAUUUGGUAUAUGAGUAACUCCCAAAGAAAUGGAAUCAUCAAAGAAGUCGAGCACACUCAAUUGUGCAGCUGUGGAUGUGGUAGUAAAAGAGCCAGUCAUACCAAAGCUGAGAAAGAACUUGUUGAAUUUUUGACAGAAGAAAUCGUAGCAGAGAGGAAAGCACAAAAAAUUAAAACCAUUCCAACAGAGUUAGGUGGCUUUAAAGCAAAUUUAAAUGGAGCGGAAAUAACAUUAACAAAGACUGCAGGAGACGAAACCAUCAAACUAAGUUUCAAUGUAAAUCACAGUGUGGAUAGUGAUGUUGAGCCAGAGGUAAACGAAAAUAUGGAUAAGCCUGAUAUUGGAGAACUGAAAUCCAAACCUUCAUUCAAAGUAGAAAUAGUAAGAGGAAAUACAACAAUUAGUUUGCUCUGUUCAUACAUGAAUGCAAAUGAACAAGAUGAUGGAUACAAUGACAUAUUUGGCAUUGAUGAAAUCAGCAUUUAUGAAGGAGAAUGGAAUGAAAAUGUAUACUCAGUUUCAGGAGAAGUUUUAGAUACAUACUUGUAUGAUUUAUUAUUGAACUACUUGGAAGAAAAAGGAAUCUCCAAUGAUUUUGUAGAAAAACUCUCGAAAUAUAGUACAACAUAUGAACACUCAGCAUAUAUUGGUCUUCUAGAAGGAUUGUCUAAAUUUGUGUCAGGAAAAUAAGAAAUGUGCUAAGAUAAAAAUAAGUAUAAGUGUUAUAUUUCAUUUAAUAUUUGUGUUUUUAAUAAAUAUUUAAAUUAGA
Molecule: messenger RNA, 989 nt
Organism: Diabrotica virgifera virgifera (western corn rootworm)
Lineage: Eukaryota; Metazoa; Arthropoda; Insecta; Coleoptera; Chrysomelidae
Gene: P32
Product: complement component 1 Q subcomponent-binding protein, mitochondrial
Exons: 5
Coding region: 107-910 (267 amino acids)
Biological process (GO): cytosolic ribosome assembly
Cellular component (GO): mitochondrial matrix
Source: RefSeq, a predicted model, not a curated record